Molecule: messenger RNA, 2719 nt
Organism: Myxocyprinus asiaticus (Chinese sucker)
Lineage: Eukaryota; Metazoa; Chordata; Actinopteri; Cypriniformes; Catostomidae
Product: ras-related protein Rab-39B
Exons: 2
Coding region: 965-1624 (219 amino acids)
Molecular function (GO): GTP binding; GTPase activity
Source: RefSeq, a predicted model, not a curated record
AGUUGAUUGACAGCAGUGCAGCAAAUUAGAUCACAUUUUUAUUAUUUUAUUUUCUCAGUUUUACAAAUUUGUUACAGACUUUCAAAAAUGUUGCAUUUAUAUACAUUAUAUAACUAUAUAUUUGAAAUCAGACAAUGAUCUCUAAUAUUGUGGGUGGGCCCAGGUCCACUCUGGCCCAUCUGUGGCUACGCCCUUGAUUCCUUCAUUUAAUCAUUUUAAAUGAAUCUGUCUUUAAUAUUGUACAUAUCCUAGCCCUUAUAUACCUUAUAUAUAUGCUAAUUAGCAGUCAAGAGAGAACUGUACAGUAAAUUAAAGCUCAUAAUGAUUGCAACUUACAAGUUAAUUCAUUUAUGAACUAUGAAUGAAAUAUUGUUUUGCUCUGCGUAUGUCUGAGAGUGGCUGUUUCAGUGUGACAAUAAAAGCCUUCUGUAGCUCACAAAUCUUGCUGAAAUACAGGAUUAAAAUUUGACAUGUGACACAUCCCACAAUGUUAGUGUUAAGGACAUGAAUGACACCUCAAAUCAUGCGGCUUGUGAAGAGGGAUGUGGAAUUACUUUGCUAAAUCAUGGAAACUGGAACUUUUUUCUGGACAAUAAAAACAUGUGAGAAAAUUCCAUAGACUAACACUGAAGGAGGGACUUGAGCCAUUACAUUUCAUAAUAUUAUGCCAUCAUAAUCACACAAGUCCUCUUAGUUAAAGGUUCAGACUAAGACUAAACUAUUUAAUACUGUUUGUCAUUGUGCAACUAUGAAAUGAACUAUGUGUUUGUUAUGCCACAUUUUUGUUAAGAUAGGUGUGUAUCCAUUGCUAUUUUACAAACCUGUCCUUUGUGUAUUUAACCUGUUUGUUCAGUCAUUCGAGGGUAAGGCCAACAGAUGUUAAAACAGGCAGUGAAUAGCUUUAAGAUCUCUGCUGAGCCGUUUGUGGUCGAAACAACGCUUUACACUUUGAUAAUCACCUUUGAUGAGAGGCUGCAACUGCACAAUGCAAGUGUCGUGGAACUUCAGAUUUGGAAUAGUCAUUCUUGGAGACUCGGCUGUAGGAAAGUCUUCUCUUCUGCAUCGCUUUACUGAAGGGACAUUUGAUGAAUCCAGACAGUCUCCACUGGGAAUUGAUUUCAAGGUGCAUAAUAUGAACUUUGAUCCUGAUAUUGUGAUCAAACUGCUUCUUUGGGACACUGCAGGUCAGGAGAGAUUCAGGUCCAUUUGUAAAUCUUACAUGAGGAAUUCUGUGGGCUGCAUUCUGAUGUUUGAUGUCUCUCAGCGACUGACGUUUGAUCGUGUCGCCAGCUGGCACCAGGAAGUUUUGGACUAUGUGAAACCAAACCCAAUGUUCUUUCUGCUCGUAGGCCAUAAAUGUGACCUGGCUGUGGGACGACAGGUUAGAAAGAGCGAAGGAGAAGCGCUGGCUAAAAAACUCAACAUGGUGGCGUAUCUUGAGGUGUCUACAAAAGAGAAUAUUAAUGUUAGAGAAGUGUUUGAAACUUUAACCAGAGGUAUAUUUGACCUCUUCCAGCAAGGCAAAAUACGUACCCGGGAUGACUGGCAUGGGUUAACGGUUGGGGCGGCUGUUAAAAAAGAGCCACCAGAGACCAAAAAGUCUGCAUGCUGCAAUUGUGGAUGAAUUUAAAGACUCAACCAAACCUUCCUAGACAAGCACUAUUAAUGGAUAAUAUGAUGCAACAAAUUGUUCUACCAAAGUAUUUUCGCACAUGUAUAGGCUUUUAGUUCACCCAAACAAUUACAAUUCUGUCACCGGAGAUGUUAGGAAAAAAAACACAGUAUGCAAUCAAAGUGAAUGGUGACUGAGACUAACAUAAUGCCUAACGUGGGUGAAUAAUGACUUCAGUAUAAAGAACAGACUACCAAUUGCACACAUGGCCAUUAUUCCCACAGAGUCUCUGUAUCUGUUUCUGACUAUUUCUAGUGUGUGUGGUUCAGAUUGUGGCAUAAUAAGAGGAAACUGCAAUUGCACACCUGCUCAGAGGAACUAAAACUGAAUUCAGACAUUUUUGUAGGUUUUUUUUUUUUUUUUGACAAAACAUCAGGUGCAGAUCAACUGACUGAAAUUUCAAACCUGUUCAAAUGAGAGAAAUACAAUGUGUAUUCACUGUUAUUGCUCACAAUGCCACUCAUUGUUUAAUGAGAUACUUUUACGAUUAUUUCACUAUACACCUAAACAUAUUGCCUUGUACAAUCAUAAACUGGCUAUAGGUGCACAAGAUGGCACCGGUGAGCUUUCGCCACAUGAGUGUGUGCAAGUUUUUAAACUGAGUGAGACCACGGUGUGAGCAGAUACAUUUUAUGAACGAACAGUAGGGUAAUUAACAAUGAACAAUAGUAUAUUUAAAUGAAACAUUAAGCUAGAUAAAUUGAUCUUACCAAAUCUGUAUCCAAAUCUUGCAUUAUUUAGGCUGUUGAUGUUUACAGAAACAUAGAUGAGAUAUGCCUACAGCUGUUUCUGAUGUUUAUUUUUAUGGUUAUGGUUUCUACCUUCAUAGGCAUAGAUUUAACUGCAUACUGUAACGUGUUGAAAUGUUGUUUAUUGUUAUAAUCUACCUGUUAAGAGAAAACGUUGUGUCAUACAUUUGACGGGCUUGUGAUGUCUUGUUUCUGAAUGUUUUGUGCAAGGGGGAAAAUGGGUUCACUGUUGUUUCAAGUGUGGUUUUCCAAACAAUUACAGAGUGUACGGCGUGGCUGUGGCCGACAACAGCCUUAA